GUGAAAACCCUAAUUGAUUUGCAACAAUUUCGAUUUCCUUUGACGAACAAAUGGCAAAGUAUGAUGAAGCAAUCGCCAUUAACGAUGCGGUUCACAAACUCCAGCUCGCUAUGCUCGACGGUAUCACUGAUCAGAAUCAGCUCUUCGCGGCGAGGAAGUUAAUAUCUCGAUUAGACUACGAAGAUGUCGUCACUGAACGAACGAUCGCUAAGCUCUGUGGUUAUCCUCUUUGCCGGAGAUUUCUCCCUUCCGAUGUUUCUAGAAGAGGAAAGUAUCGGAUUUCAUUGAAGGAGCAUAAGGUUUACGAUUUGCAGGAGACGAGAAAGUUUUGCUCUGCGGGUUGUUUAAUUGAUAGCAAAGCGUUUUCGGGGUCUUUGCAAGAGGCUCGUACAUCGGAGUUUGAUUCCGUGAAGUUGAAUGAGAUUUUGGGAUUGUUUGGUGAUUCGGAAGUGAAAGGUUCUUUGGAUGUGAAUAAGGAUUUAGAUUUGUCUAAGCUUAUGAUUCGGGAGAAUUUUGAAUUGAGAGGUGAAGAAUUGUCUUUAGAGCAGUGGAUGGGUCCUUCUAAUGCUGUUGAAGGUUAUGUUCCUUUUGAUCGAAGUGAUUGCAAAGCAAGAAAUGGCAAAGCCGGUGAUUCCAAGGCUACUCAAAGUAAUCAAGAGAAGCAUGAGAUGGAUUUCACUAGCACAGUAAUUAUCCCUGAUGAAUAUAGUGUUUCGAAGCUUCCACCGCAAACCAAGCAAGCUUCUCCUGUUGGGGAAUCUGAUGGUGGCAAAGGGAAAACAGUUCUGAAAGAGCAAACUGUAGUUCCUCCCACCAAAAAAGUUUCGAGGUUUCGUCGUGAUAAAGAAAAGGAGAAGAAGACUUCCGGGGUUGAUGGGAUUGAUUUUGCGAGCUUUGGGUUUGAUGCGAUGGAUUGUGCGAGUUCUGUUACAAAUGAUGGAUGCAGUGUUGAAUAUAGCGUUUCAAAGCAACCACCAUGUUUAACGGAAGACCCUAUGGGUGGUCAAUUAAAAAAGGAUCAUAAGACUUUGGAUGAGAAAAGUUCUCUAACAGGAUCCUCUUCUGCAGCUAAGAAUAAAAGUUUGAGGCUUCCAACACAAGCCAAACAAGCUUAUCAUGCAGGGGAAUCAGAGGAUGGCAAAGCGAAACCAGUUAUGACAGACUUUGGACAAACUACAGUUCUCCCCAGAAAAAAAUUGAGUUUUUGUAAUGAUCCUGAAAUAUUUAAGGACAUUAAGAAUUUCGGGUUUGAUGAGAUGGGUCUUGAGAGUUCUGCUAUUAUGAGUGAUGGAUACGGCGUAGAAUAUAGUGUGUCUAAGCAACCACAAUGUUCAAUGGAAGAUUCUCUUAGUUGCAAUCUAAAAGGAGGUCCUCAGACUUUGGACGGGAAAAAUACUCUAUCAGGAUCCUCUUCUGGUUCUAAUACGAGGGGCUCGAGGACAAAACCAGAAAAAUCAGGAAAGAAAAUUAUUUCUGUUGAAUACCAUGCUAAUUCGUAUGAAGAUGGUGAAGAAAUCCUUGCAGCUGAAUCGUAUGAAAGACACAAAGCUCAGGAUGUGUGUUCAUCAAGUGAAACCGUCACUAAAUCAUGCCUUAAAAUUUCUGGCUCUAAGAAGCUUAGUCGUUCAGUUACUUGGGCCGAUAAGAAUGAUGUUCGUGGUGAUCUUUGUGAGUUUAGAAACAAUGAUACCACAGCAGCUCCUAGCCUGUCGUCUACUGAUACAGAGGAUGUCAAUUGUUUAUCACGCCUUGCAUUAGCAGAAGCCUGUGCUACGGCAUUGAGCCAGGCUGCCGAAGCUGUUUCUUCGGGAGAUUCAGAUGCAAGUGAUGCCACUGCGAAAGCUGGAAUCGUUUUGUUGCCAAGCACACAUCAACUUGACGAAGAGGUUACUGAGGAACAUAGCGAGGAGGAAAUGACUGAAGAGGAACCAACUCUUCUCAAGUGGCCAAAUAAGCCCGGGAUUCCAGAUUCUGAUUUGUUUGACCGUGAUCAAUCGUGGUUUGAUGGACCUCCAGAGGGCUUCAAUCUCACAUUAUCAAAUUUUGCUGUGAUGUGGGAUUCACUGUUUGGCUGGGUAUCAUCGUCCUCUCUGGCAUACAUAUAUGGGAAGGAAGAAUCUGCUCAUGAGGAGUUCAUAUCAGUUAACGGGAAGGAGUACCCCCGGAGGAUUAUCCUGGGAGACGGGCUUUCCUCAGAAAUCAAGGAGACAAUGGCUGGGUGCCUUGCCAGAGCUUUACCUAGAGUCACCAGUUAUCUCAGGCUGCCAAUAGCAAUAUCCGAGUUGGAAAAGGGACUGGGAAGCUUGUUGGAGACAAUGUCGUUGACUGGGGCAGUUCCAUCAUUUAAGAUUAAAGAAUGGCUAGUGAUUGUUCUUCUUUUCUUGGACGCGUUGUCUGUAUCACGUAUCCCUCGUAUAGCACCUUAUAUGUCCAACAGAGACAAGAUUUUGGAAGGAAGUGGAAUCGGAAAUGAAGAGUAUGAGACAAUGAAGGAUAUCCUAUUACCACUUGGCCGUGUUCCUCAGUUUGCUACCCGAAGCGGGGCGUAGACAAAACCCGGUUUACGGUUUAUUGGAAGAAGAAAUCAACUCUAGAUAUAUGAAAAUAGAGGAUUCUAUAAUUUUGAAACCUUUGUUUUUGAAUGUAUGAAAGAUCUGGAAGUCAUGUUUGGCUUGCUUUUUUUUUUUACUUAUAACAAAGAUUUGUUGCAUUC
Messenger RNA from Arabidopsis arenosa, 2713 nucleotides. NCBI's taxonomy places the organism in Eukaryota, Viridiplantae, Streptophyta, Magnoliopsida, Brassicales, Brassicaceae. The record is from the annotation of a GenBank genome assembly.